AUGCUCUAGGAAAUCUAAACAGGAGAACCAAAGGAUGUAACAAAGCAGAUCUAGACUUGAGUAGAGAAGUCCUUAGAGAUAGCUUGCAGAUGUAAAGGUGUGCUGAUGGUUAUCAUAGAGGUGGAGUCUCAUGACUUGCUAUCUAUCACAAGCAAAAGGGGGCAAUCUAAGCGUGGUUACUUAAAGAAAGCAGAAGAGAGGUCAAGAUGCCCAAUCUCACCUGACUCUCUCUCUCUCUCCCCCCCUUUCUCUCCUCCCCCUACUGGUUAUGUAGGUACAAUUGUGCUACUUUUGUUCAACAGCCCUUCUGGGUAUGAGGACUUUGUUGAAGAUCUCAGAUUCUGACCAAGCCUGUUCAAGGGAUGGCAGGGUUACAAAUAAUGUUGGCCCCCAGUGGUCUCAGAACUUUGUCGGUCAACCCCAGCACCUGGAAUUUGAAACACAUUAGAAGCCCAAUGUUAAUGGCUAAUCCAAAGAAUCUGACAUACUGUGAUCGUUUAUGGCAGGACACAGCUUUUUUAACAAGCAACAACAGACUAAGCGAGCAGGUGGUUGACAAAAUUAUUCUUCAGCUAAACAGAGUUUACCCCCAAAUUCUCAGCAAUAAAGAAGCUGAAAAGUUUCGAAAUCCCAAAGCUUCUCUUCAUAGCCGGUUGUCAAAUCUCAUAGCCCACUUGCAGAAGAAAGGCGACAAACCGUGUCAAGAGUUUUACCGUGCUUUGCAGAUCAAUGCUGAACAGCUGUAUAACAACUUGCCAAGCAGGAGAGUCCUAAAAACCUCAGAUCCCACAGGGAUAAACCCUGAGAAGGAGAAAUAUAUGCUAAAUGACAGGGAUCCAACAUUCUUUCUUGCUUGCUUCAGUGUUGCUGCUGGACUUGCAUUGUUCAUGUACUGGAACCCAGAUUCAAAAGUUCUGGGAGGCGCCAAAAAGGUGCUGGGCUUUUCCCCGAUCAUCAUAGGAAGACACGUUAGAAACAUUUGUAUGUUAUACAUGGAAGACUCAACAAGGAAAUCAUAAGUGGGGGGGGGGCUCAUGGUUGGGCAUUGAAGGUCCAUGCCAUGGAAGGGCUGCAUUGCAAACCAAUGUGCUGUUCUCUUAAACCAAAGAAAUCAUUCUGCCCAAGUCACACAUGCUUACCUUGCUGUAAGUCCCAUUGGGUUUAAGUCUGAGUAGCAGUCAUGCUGUAAGUAGUGUAGGACUGUGCUGGAAGUGGCUUUAGCAGUGUAUCUUUUCUGCUUUAAAGGGCUUUCAAAGGCCAACUGUAUGUGCCUUUAACUUGGGAGAGUGGAUCCGUUUAUUUUUAUACAAACUUAUUUUAAACUAUUUAUCACUUGAAUAGCAUAUACUUUUUAAUGCAAGCAUUUUAACAUGCCAUGUUGCAAAGUCUUAACCAUCUGAUCAGAUGUAUUAGUACUUGAUUUAGGUGCGGAGGGACAUACAAGAGUGGUUUCUGGUCCUGAAUGGACUGUGUGGUCACUCAGAUUUGUGCCUAUGUUUGGGUCCCUGAUGCCUCUCUCCAAGGAACUGGAUGCAGCUGUUUUUAUCCAAACAACCUGUGAGUGCUUCUGAAUUUCCCUCCUUUGUGGAGAACAAACAGGACUCCACUUAAUGCAAGUGUAUCCUGUAGCUCUUGAAUUGAUGCUUUUGAAUUGUGGUGCUGGAGGAGACUCUUGAGAGUCCCCUGGACUGCAAGGAGAAC
This is a messenger RNA of Pogona vitticeps (central bearded dragon), 1701 nucleotides long. Lineage: Eukaryota; Metazoa; Chordata; Lepidosauria; Squamata; Agamidae. The record is from RefSeq and is a predicted model, not a curated record.